Molecule: messenger RNA, 3328 nt
Organism: Metopolophium dirhodum (rose-grain aphid)
Lineage: Eukaryota; Metazoa; Arthropoda; Insecta; Hemiptera; Aphididae
Exons: 7
Coding region: 1569-2927 (452 amino acids)
Source: RefSeq, a predicted model, not a curated record
AUCAAUAAAGAACUAUAACGAGUCGAAAUAUUUUGAAAAUGUUAUCAUGUACAGAAUAUGAUAAAAUAAUCAUUUGAUGAAAAUUUCAAGUACCUACGGUUAUUAGUUUUUGAAUAACGACAAAAAGAACAUCGUUGUAGCCUAUGAGAAUUUGUUAAUUUUCGGGUGAAUAUUCAAUGUCUAACUUCAAAAGCUCGUAAAAAUUUUUAAUCCUCAUCCAGUUGUUCUGAAAUGGCUUUCUGGCUAUAUAAAAGGCAAUAUUAUUUAUUAUAAGUACAUCCACUCUCCUUACAACAACAAUGGUAUGAAGGUGUUUUCUGCAGAAAGGAAGCCUAAGCAAGAAAGCCUACGAGGCUUAAUAAAUACCCACAUCAAUGACAUUGUAAAUUAUAUAUUAUUAUUUAUUAUACACAAAAUAGGUUAAAAUAUUUUUUUAAAUGUUAAUAGUGUCGUUUAAUUUUAGAUUUAUAUUUCAUGAGUAUAUUUUUUUAAGUGUGUAAAAUAAAAAUUGGUUGGUAACCAUUGAAGUACCUACUAAAUUUUAUAAAAAAGCAAUGGAGCUUUUCAAAACUCAGCCAUGGCUCUUAGAAUAAUGUUGACUAUUCGAAUAACUUCAGCUAGAGCAGAACGCAAAUUCUCAAAGUUAGGACUUUUAGAAAUUUAUUUAAGACAUGAGACGUAUCACGCCUCAAGAGCGUUUUUCUGGCUUGGCUUUAUAAGAAGACCCCGAACAUUUUUAAAUUAUGAAAAAAUCAUUGAAGAUUUCGUGGCUUAUAGGUCUAGAAAAAUAUAUAUGACUAUAUAAGUAUAGCACUGUUACUAAUACCCUCUACACGUUUACAUCGUGCAAGAUAUAUAUAUGACGAAUUUCGGUUACUGAGUUACUCUGAUAAGGUAAAAUAUAAAUAUAUAUAAUAUAUUCAUAAUAUAUAGGUAAUAUUUAUACUAAAAGCGCAGCACCACUAUCGGCAAUCAAUGUACUUAUUUGGCAUAGGACGGGCUGGUCUAUAACAGUAAAAGGUCUAUGACCUAACAAUGUAAUAUUAUGUAUUUCAUUUUAUUUUUUUGAAGUACCUACCUAUUAAUGAAAAACUAUUUUUAACACGUGUAUUUACAUUUAUAUUUUUGUCUUUUAGUUUAUCUAAUUUUGUAUGAUUAAAAUAAUUCUUGUCACGCCUGCACCGAAGUUUGGUUUCGAUAGCGGUUGGAGUGUUGAAGGGCGGGCGGUAAAGUGGGAAUCCCUAAUAGUGCCGGGCGAUAAAGUGGAAAUCUCCAAAAGUGGCUGCGCGCACAUUUCACGCGCGACGCGCGUAUACUCUGCACAGUCACUAAAAUAGUGAAAUCUAUACCACGGCCGUCGGUUCCUUACAAAUUAUAAACUUUUGGUUACAUCUCGUAAUCAUAGUAUAAUCUCCAUGCGUGAAGCUUUAAAUAAAUAAAACCAAAUCGUUUCUUUCAUGAAAUAUAUUGUUGUCGUAUAAUAAAUAGUCUAGUUGUUGCAUAGAUCCCUGCAUUACCUUUGACGUUAUCGAUGAAAUGCAGUGGCGUGUAGUCCAGGUUCGCCAGGAAUGAUUGGUCCACAAGGCUUACCUGGUCCAACUGGAAACCCAGGUGAACGAGGUUUACGCGGUGAAAAUGGUCCACAAGGUGUAGACGGACCUCCCGGCCAAAGAGGUAAAGCGGGACCUCCCGGAGUUCAAGGAGUAAAAGGAGAUAAAGGAGACAUAGGCCCUGAAGGAAUGAAAGGUCAUAAGGGCUUAAUGGGCUUACAGGGACUACCAGGUGCCCCAGGUGCUGAUGGUCAAAAGGGUAAUAAUGGGUAUCCUGGACCUCCUAGACCAGUUGGUGAACAAGGAACAAAAGGACCCCCCGGACAAGAUGGAAAUCCUGGAUUACAAGGUUUAGUGGGACAACCUGGUCCUAGGGUUACUCGCCUUCUUCUCUUUAAAACAGAAAUGUCUUCAAAUACGCUAAACCAGUUAGAUGUGUUGGAUGAUGUUAGUACCACGAGCCGUGCAAUGGUGGUCACCAGAAAGACGGUUCGACGUAAAAGCCGAGCGUACAUCAUGCCUUUGAUUAUGUUAAAACGGCCCAUGGAUUUAUACGAGGGAUUGUCGAGCCGUGCUAAAUAUUACGGUGCCAUGGCCGCAAAAAGACUGCAGACUACGUAUUAUGCCAACAUUGAAGUGGCGAUCGAGGCAAAAAAGAACACGCCGACCGAUUUAAUAGACCAAAUAACGGAAUCGAUAUUCCGGAAGCUGGUCGCGGCUUGUCUGCAGGACUUGCCGCUGGUCGUCGGAAAAACGGUUCGUCGUAAACGCCGAGCGUACAUAAUGCCUUUGAUGUCGUUGAGCCGGCCAAUGGAUUUACACGGGGGAUUCUCGAGCCGUGCCAAAUAUUUCGGUGCCAUGGCCGCAAAAAGAUUACAGACAACGUAUUAUGCCAACAUUCAAGCGGCGAUCGAGGAGGAAAAUAAAUUGCCGACCGAUUUAGUGAAACAAUUUAUGGGUUCGAUAAUCCAGAAGCUGGUCGCGGCUUGGGUACAGGACUUGCCGCUGGACGGUUGUGCACAAGACUUGCCGCUUCAGAAUUCGCCUUUCGAAAUAGUGGACCCCGUAAUCACCGAUAUAACGGCAAAGAAUGGACGCCGAUCAAUGGCUCCGACUUCGGCCAGUCGAUCCGUGAAUUCUUUCGAUGAGGGCUGCACGAGCCGUGCGGAAUUUAAUGGCGUCGCGACAUAUUACCAUAAUUCUAUGCCGAAUAUUGCAGCAAUCGAAUUUGAAAACGAUGUGCCGUCCGGUUCGAGGAGUCUGGAUUCGGUGCAGGUCACCGGGAAAAACAUGAAACAAAGACGCCGAACGAUUUGGUCUCGCACAAAAAAAUUUUUAAGGCGUAUGUUGUGCUGUAGUACAGCUACUGCAGAUUAGAUUAUUAUUGUAAAUUGUAAUUAUUAAAAAUUAUAUUACCUAUGUAUUAUGUUCAUGUAUUAUUGAUAAUGAAAAUGUAAAUUGUAAAUUUGUAUAAAAAUUAGAUUACCUAUGUAUUAUGUUUAUGUAUUAUACCUACACGAAAUUAAAUUAAUUACAAAUAAUAUGUGUUAAUGUUGUAUAAUUCAAUAUCAGUUUCAAUUUUAUGUAUUAUUAACACUUCAAAAACACUUCGUUAGAACUCCGUGUAAAAAAAAAAGCUAAGAAAAAAAAAAAAUUUUAGUAAUGAUUAAAUGUAAAAUGCCAUUUUAUAAUAUUACAAAUACCUAUGAUGACAAAUAAGAUCAAUUGUAAUGUUAAAUACUUAGUCAACAUAUUAUGUUUAACUAUUUGGCAGGACG